Molecule: messenger RNA, 6966 nt
Organism: Symbiodinium sp. CCMP2456
Lineage: Eukaryota; Dinophyceae; Suessiales; Symbiodiniaceae
Source: the annotation of a GenBank genome assembly
AUGGCAGCUGGCCUUCAUCUGCCACAGUUAAGCUACAUGGUUCCUGGACAUGGCACUGAGGGCCAUGAUCCACCGGUAAGGCAAGCUGCCCGCGGCCGUGCCCACCGGACUUCGAGCAGUGAGAGCUCUGGCCCAGCCCAAGCCGACGGGAGCAGGUUGGCCACCGGUGACAGUUCUGAAGCCCAGCUGCAAGCAGCAUCUGGUUUGAGGCAGGCAGCACGCGGGCGAGCUCACCGGACAUCGGACUGCGAUGGAGAGUCUGGUCCGGCAGCUGCCGACAGGCAGGCGGCACGCGGUGGAGCCCACCGGACUGGAGGGCCGGGGGGAAUGGCGCUGCUCUUGUGGCUUCGGAAGCCGGACAGGACCUCCGGGGACGAGAGCUUUGGCCCCGCGGAUGGCGGCAGGCCAUCAAUUGCUGAGCACAAUGAUGUUCAUGCGCGGAACCUUGCGGACCGGACAUCGAGCAGUGACGGAAUCACUGGAUUGGCCGAGUGUGUCAGGCAGCGCCACAGUGUGGAGCUGCGCCGGCGGAGGUCCGGAAGUGGCAGUGAGGACGACAAGCUGUGGGGUGAAAACUUUACGCCGAAGCAGGGCAGAACUGUGCCGGUAUACUCUCAGGAGCUCCUAGACCUGGAUCCGGUUCACAGCCUAGAACUGGAAACGUUGGCCCGACGCCUCCUCACUUCAAUUCCGAGCCGUGAGGAGAGCCACUGUCGGACUGGUCCCUGUGGUUUGAAGAGCACUGAAGUGCGACGGCGCCUCGCCAAGGACGGCCCUAACGAGCUCACACCACCAGACGUCGAAGCGCCCUUGGAGAAGUUCCUAAGGACUGCCUUCGCGGGUCUGCUGAACCUCCUGCUGUGGGCCUGCGUGUUUGCAGAGGUGUGUCUACUUUUCGUCUACCCGGGCGAGAGGGACGCUGUAACACCGGCCAUACUGUCACUGGUCAUCCUUUGCACUGCUGCGCUGCAGUGCUACACGGAACUGAAAGCCGAAUCUUCCAUGGAAGCCCUCCGCAAUAUGCAGGCCGCCGAACUCGUAAGAACGACUCGUAUUUCAGACGAUGGGCAGCGAUUGGACCAAGAGGUGCCACCUACUGAGUUGGUGACCGGUGACAUCAUCUUCUUGGAGCCUGGUCAGCGGGUCCCUGCGGAUGUGCGCAUCAUCCAUUGCAGCACUGGCACGGAGGUCGACAAUGCGGCACUGACAGGUGAGACGAUACCUGAACCCCGCACUGCCAACGCGGAGCUGCCUGCAGUGCCGGCCACAGAGGCCAAGGGGCAUCUGAACUCGAGAGCAUGUUGGGACAGGGACGGAAGGUGCCCCCUGACGAAGGCUCGCUGCCUGGCCUUCUUUGGCACCUCGGUGCUGAAAGGAACUGCAACCUGCGUCGUCUGUGCCACCGGUGAUGGCACCUUCUUAGGCCAAAUCGCGAACACCAUGAAGAAGGGCUCGCCCCGUUCUUCGCUGGAAGUGCAGAUGGAAAGUUUCGUGCACACCAUAGCAAAAGUUGCGGGUGGAGUCGCUGCAUGCGUUCUCCUGGCCAAUCUGCUAAUGAAUGACUGGUCGCUUGAUGAUGGCCGGCUCACUGCCAUCAAGGCCAGAGCCAGCCCGCGAUGGGUUCCCACGGCCAGCUCUUUGGCAGCCUUUGCGGGCACUUUGAACGUGUUGGCCGUGGGGAAGAAGGUGCUUCACCGAAAUUGUUUGCGGUCGCUCCUUGUUCGACCCUGCGUGGCCAAGCUGCCGAAGCAAUCCGAGCCACUGGCCUUGUCCGAGUGUGAGCCUGAAAGAUCCGAGCCACUGGUGCAUCCUGUCGUCGUUGCAGAGAUGGUGCCUCACCUUACGAGCAGCGGCCGCUUCGAGUUGGCACUCAUUCCGGACCCGGACUUUCCGGACUCUGAGCUUUCCGUCGUGGUCCGAUCUGGGGAGUUCCACAAAGGAGACUGUGCUUUCUUGGUGGUGGUCGGAGCUCGGCUUCCAGAGAACCUUGGAAAGGCCUCCGGCUGGCACGGGCUGCUGGCCGAGAGCGGCUUCGUAGUGAAGCCAACUCACUUCGGAAGACAGUAUUUGUCAAACGGGCUGCUUUUGCCAAGGUCUCUGGUCGAGGAUUUUGCUCCGGAAGAUGCAUUACUUGACCCUCAAGCUUUGACAAGAGCACUGAAAGUCGAAGGGCCUCCAACUCCAUUUCGUGCUCAGAGUUUCCUGCUGGAAGUUGGGUUCGAUGGGUCAGGCUUCUAUGGCUCGCAGAGCACAGGUGCUGAAGAGUCGCGCCCGACUGUGCUCGGUCAGAUCAUGCAGAGCGCCGAGAAGCUUGGCUGGGUUUGCGAGCAGCCGGGUUCGCGAACAAGUCGCCGCCAGUGGGCCUGCCUGAGCCGUGUGGAUGCCGGUGCCAGCGCUCGCAGCUUCCUCCUGACAACACCACCUCUGCUCAAGCCGCUGACGAACGAGUUGCCAGGUCCAAUUGAAGCAGCUCGUGCGCUGUCCUCGGAGCUCCCGACAAGCAUUCGCAUUCAUCGAGCGCUGCUUACACCUCGGGGGGUGCAGCUGCGCCACACCCACAAUGUGACCAGAGAAUACGGGUAUUUCUUUCCACUCCAAUGGAUACAGGGGGACAUUGAAGGCCUUCGCGAGAUACUCCAGCAGUUUACUGGGGAGCACUGCUUUGCCAACUUCACGGAGUUGAAGAAGUUGGAAGGGCUGAAGAAGAGAAUUCAGCGAAGCCUGCAGCUCCAAGCAUGGGCUCAUAGCCUCCAAAGCUGGAAGCGGUCGAGGCGGGAUGCCAACUACAGCGCUGAAGCUGGAGCAAUUUCAUCUUUGCAGGUGCACGGAGCCAUGAGAGCUGCGUGUGAGCGAACCGUUCUCAUGGCAGACGUAAAGAAGAUCCCCGGAACUCGUUUGGCCUGCAUCACCGUACAAGGUGAUGGAUUCCUAUACAACAUGGUGCGAUACAUUGCCGGCUCUGCUUUGGCCGUUCACUCCGGCAAGCUUGCUGCCGCCACGCUGCAAGCUGCUCUAGCAUCAUUUCUGGCAGUGGAUCUUUCGGAACAUCUGGCACCAGCAACGGGCCUUGUACUCCUGCGCCAGUACACAGGGGAGGCGUGGAUAUCACCGAGAUCGCAGGAGGCCGAAGCAUCUGCCGAAGAUUUCAUGAAGCAGCAGUUGCUGCCGAGGAUUGAGGGGGCUUGGAUGUCCCCAGGUGACGCAAGGCGAGCGGAGAAACCGGAAAUUCUGGAGAACUGCGCCACUGCAUUAUUCACGCAGGUGCCUGAAGGGCUUCUGCCAACCGUCACCUUUUCAUUGAUGAUAGCAUCGUCCAGGAUGUCCAGGCAGCAAGUCGUCGUCAAGAAGCUUGAUGCGAUCGAGUCUCUCGGAUGUGCGUCCGUCUUCUGCUCCGACAAAACUGGAACGCUGACGACUGGCGAGAUGACGGUGCAACACGUUCUGGUACCCGCCGUAGGCGGAGCUACACUUUUCAGCAUGCCGCAGCUGCAGGCUGAGGUUGUUCGCGGCGACGUGCGCUUGCAGCAGCUUGCAGCCGCUGCACUUACGAACAACAGUGUUCAGGCUUCGUCUGGGACAGGCAGUGCCCAGGUGGUGGGCUCCCCCACCGAAGUCGCCAUUUGUAGAGCAGCUGCAACCAUGCUCGGAAAGCCGCCGAGAGAGGCAGUGACUUUUCCUUCGCGAAAGGAUGUGGUUUUCGAGAUUCCGUUCAACUCGGAAAACAAGUGGAUGCUUACGGUGCACAAACUUGGGUCAGAGGACCCUUGUUACGAAGUGAUCGUGAAGGGUGCGCCCGAGAGAGUGCUUGAGUUGUGCACGGCCAACGAGCAAAUUUUCAGCAACCUGCGCAGCCUCAUGGACAGGCUCAGUGCCCAGGACAUUCCACACAGAGGAGAGUUCCAAGGUGGUUGCCUGGCAAGCUGCAACUUCCCCUUGCAAGACUGUAGCUUUCUCGGCUUCUUCGCGAUGGAGGAUCCUCCGCGUCCUGGCGUCCGUGAAGCUGUUGAAAAGGCUCACUCCGCAGGUGUCAAGGUAGUGAUGGUCACAGGGGAUCAUGGGGACACCGCCAAAGCCAUCGCCAAGAGAUUGAACAUCCUCUCUAGCACAACGAAGCUAUGCCGGAAGAGCGAGCGCUUUCAGGUAGUGCUUGGAUCUGAAUUGGACGAAUUCCUGCCGCUCGACGAUGGGUUCGCCCGUCUUGAGUCAGACAGCAAGGAGUUCUGGCGCGAAGCGGUUGUUCACACGAGGGUGUUUGCCCGUGUUUCGCCUUUGCACAAGCGGAUCAUCGUCCAGGCCUACCAAACCUUUGGCCAACAGGGCUUUGGUGAUGUCGUCGCAAUGACUGGAGACGGCGUCAAUGAUGCGCCAGCUUUGAAGCAAGCCGAGGUGGGGAUUGCCAUGGGGAUCCGGGGGACGUCUGUGGCGCAGGAUGCUGCGGACAUCAUUCUGCUCGAUGACAACUUCUCUUCUGCGAUCUCAGGCAUGGAGCAGGGUAGACUUGCGAGUGAGAACUUGCAGAAGUCGAUCAUGUACACGCUGUGUUCCAAAGUGCCACAAGCGUUGCCUGCUUUCUUCGAAGUCUUCGGACUGCCGGAAGCACUUGCCGCAGUGCAGGUCCUGCUCAUCGACAUCGGCACGGACAUUUGGUGUCCAGUUGGAGCUGCAGCGGCUGUGCGGGACGAAAUUGCUGUUUCAACAGGGGCAAAACAAAUCAUCCAGUUGCCAUCUCAUAUGGUCACGUGUCCUGCCGAGGUCGCCUUUGCAGCUCAAGGAAUCGGCAACCUCGUACGGGCGCAUGAUGACCUGAAAGACUACACACGGGAGGCAAGGACCGUCUACUACUGGACGCUGGUGCUUGGGCAGGUGGCGGCUGCGCUAGCCUCUACGACCAAGCGGCAGCCACUUUUCGGUUCAGGCACUGAUUUUAUGGCACUCAACUCAGCCUGCUCAGACGAGAUAGAGCAGCUUUGUGACGAGGAGUUCUUUGCCGAAGAGACCAUGCCCUGCUUGAUGAGAUACCGUGCUUCCGACGAGGAGAUUUCGGAGAAAUGCCAGUCGGUGAUGCGUUGGGCGCUCCCUGCAGACGAGGAGGAGGCCGAGGCUGUGACCGACGAGUUGGGUAUGUCAGAGAAGGACCGACAGGAAAAGGAGGAGUGGCGGGAGAAACGGAAGAAGGAACGCGAAGCAGCCAUAGAACGUAUGAAGAUGAAGGAGGUUGAUGCAAAGAAGGAAGCAGAGAGAAGAGAGCUGGAAAAGUUCAAGGAAGAGAACCCUGAGGCAUUUGCGGACAUGAAGAAGCAGCAGGCAGAGGAACAGAGACAACAGGCCGAGCAGAAGAAAAGGGAAAGACUGAUGAAGGCUGCGUGGGAGCGGAAGAAGCGGAUUGAGGCUGGUGAGGACCCAGAUGCAGAAUCAGGGCCCUCCCCUCCGAGCAAGCGCCCAAGCAGAAAACCAAAGGCUUCGAGCUCCUGGUACAGCACCAUCGCCGCCUUGAUCGUUUUGGUCGUCAUUGUCGGAAUAGGUUAUGUCGUAGUCACAGGCACAGGCAAGGCCGCUGGAGCUAGCGGGGGCCGUGGCGGAAAGGGAAAGAAGAAGAGCUUUGGCUGCAGAUCGGCACACAGGCCUGCAGCUUGGUCUGAUGAUACCAACUGCAUCUACGGCCUGGGAUAUACCAUGGCUGCCUGGAGCUACCCGAGAACGCAAGGAUAUGAGUUUUCCGGGAUCGUGAUACCACAUCCAGCGCUGGGUGUCGCAAAGGCGAACUGCCAGGCCAACAGCGAUAUUACCCAAAUGCUGAUUGGUGGCUACAGCGAAUCUGCAGCUGUUCCAAGUGCAGCGCCUGCCGCUGCCCGAGUUCCAGCACUGCCUUCCAGUGCGUGGCCUGGCCAUUACAAGCCAAUCAGGAGAGUCAAGUUCACAAGUGUGGACGAGGUGCUAGAGCUCAUGAAGCCUCAAUCUGCUGCGGGUGUCCCGCUGAUCAUUGAGGGUUCCAGCAUCAUACAGGCUGAGAAAUGGGAGGACGUCUCCCAUGUCAAACAGCUGUGGAAGGAUCGCCAGGUGCUGGUCAAGAAGUCGCCCAACUCUAAGUUUCGAUACUUUGACUUGAAGAAGAACUCUGGCAAGUUUACCUUCAAGCAGCCAGUGCGGGAGCUGCAGGACACCUUCGCGACAUUCCUGGAGCAAGCUAACCGGAUACUCAGCGAAGGAUCUCCUGAACGGAUGUACCUGCAAGAGACAUUGUCCGGUCAUUCAGAGAUGGCCGAGGAGUUUGCUUCUUGGAAAUGGGAACUUCCAAUUCGAAUAAGUCAUGCUUGCGGCUGGGGCCUGCCAGAUUCCAACGAGCUCUUCGUUGGAAUGCAGGGCGCCGAGACGCCACUUCAUUUUGAUGAGCGGGAAAACUUGUUCUUCCAGGUCAGAGGGCUGAAGGAGAUCGUGGUGUUCCCGUUCGUAGAUUAUUCGAAGCUGUAUCCCUUCCCAACAACGCACCCUUGCGAUCGGCAGUCCAUGGUAGGGAGCCCUCGUGAGGCGGACUUGGAUGCAUUCCCGAAGUUUAGACAUGCCAGUGGACACUAUGCCACGCUGCAAGCUGGUGACCUACUGUACCUGCCUUACGGUUGGUGGCAUUGGCUUCGCAAUCUAGACAACAUGGCAAUUUCGGUGUCGUUUUGGAGCACCACUCCAGCCACCGAUUUGUCCGGCGGUGUACCUUCCGAGUUCUCGGGCCACAUGCUCACCCGCGUGAAGCGCAACCUGGAGAGCCUUGUGGCCCAGAAGUUUGGCCCCGAAAGCCUUGAUGAGACAAUGCUUAAGCUGCAGAGCAUCGUCCGCAACAAGCAGGACGAUCCGGUUCUGAAUUAUGUCCGUGAGCUUCUGGCAGCUGUGAAGAUCCCGCUGCCGAAGCAGGAUGACUUCCUGCUCGAGAUCAUUGAGGGCAGGUUCGGCAUAGACUGGAAUACUUAUGUGUGA